CUUAAGCUCGUUUUCCAGGCUAUCAGCUCAAAAUAUGUCGUUCCGUUCCGCUGUGAAGUACGAAAUCAUACCGAUUAUAUGUUCGGUGCUGCUAAAUAAUUGACAAGUAGUAUGGGGCAGUGGUUAUCUAUUUAGUAACGAAGUUCCUUUGAGGUUGGUUACCGCGAGUUGAUUUUGUGCUAUAACUCAGCCAGUUACUGGACAGUUCCAUUCAACUUCAGUCACUUUGUCAGUUGUAAUAACUUCAUGUGGAUUCUCGAUUGGUGAUAUAUCCACUUGACCGACUUGACAAGUGCCCAUCAAAAAGAAGUAUCGCUUGAUUGAAGCCUAAACUCGAGCGGCGAUGGGUAUCAUCUACAGCCUUCUAGGAUGGAAAUCUGUAGAAGAGGAAGAUCCUGUGACAGGCUUGACACCAAGACAAAUAAGGCUGGUUAAAGAAUCGUGGGCAGUAGCCUCAAAAGACCGAGGAAAACUUGGUGCAGCUAUUAUGAUGGGGCUUUUCGAAAAACAUCCAGAAUACAAGCAGCUAUUCCCAUUUAGAGACGUACCAAAAGAAGAAUUGAAGAAUGAUCUUAAAUUUAAAGUGCACUGCAGUACUGUUAUUUAUGGCUUCGAUCAAAUAAUAGAGAAUUUAACGCAUACUGAUAUACUCCUAGCAAUACUCGAAAAGAUGGCCAUGAACCAUAUAGAACGUAAGGCACCACCGGAAGGCUUUAUUAAUAUUCAAGGACCAAUCGAAGAUGUCUUGAGGACGGUUACAAACGAUGAAACUUUUGCAGCUUGGUCCAAGCUGUUGACGGUGGCUAUGACCUACACGAGAGACAAAAUGAUCGAAAAGAAACCAAACUAGUGAUAUAGAAGUCUAUGUGUUUUUUACGUAUACUUAGUAACAUGAUAUUGACAGUUUUCAAUAGAUUUCAAGAAUGGAGAGAAACUUUGAAGUCACAAAAGAA
Messenger RNA from Harmonia axyridis, 953 nucleotides. RefSeq names its product globin-1-like. The record is from RefSeq and is a predicted model, not a curated record. NCBI's taxonomy places the organism in Eukaryota, Metazoa, Arthropoda, Insecta, Coleoptera, Coccinellidae. Gene Ontology annotation, molecular function: oxygen binding; heme binding. The transcript has 4 exons. The coding region runs from base 344 to 850 and encodes 168 amino acids.